CAGGUCGGGCAAUCGCUGAGAAUAGGCGGCUGGGUGAAGACUGGCCGCGGCGCUGGGGGCGGUGAGUGGGUCUUCUUGGAAGUCAACGAUGGGUCUUGCUUCAACAGCAUGCAGGUUGCAGAGGCUGUGGGAGGUUUCACCGCACUGACUCCCUCGGGUACGAGCGUGCUGCUUGAAGGCCAGCUCGUGAAGGCCCCAGAGAACGCCAAGCAGAAAGUGGAGCUGAAGGUCUCCAAGGUGGUGCACGUGGGGGCCUGCGACAACAGCGCGGGGAACUACGCGCUCGCGAAGAAGAAGAUGACGAUGGAGUUUCUGCGCGGCCUCAUGCAUCUGCGGCCCCGCACCAACACUAUCGGGGCGGUCGCGCGCAUACGCAACGCGCUGGCGGUUGCGACGCACGAUUUCUUCCAGUCACAUGGCUUCCUGUACGUGCACACGCCACUCAUCACCUGCUCUGACUGCGAGGGCGCCGGAGAGAUAAAUUGCGGUGCACAGGUGACGACCCUGCUGUCAAAGGCGGAGCAGGCUGACAAGGAGCCCAAGGUGACAGAGGAGGAAGUUCAAGCGCUGGAGGCCAAUGUUUCUGCGCAGGGGCAGGCCGUAGCUGCUGCCAAGGCAGCUGACAAGGCGCUGCAGAAGGCGCUGAGCGCAGAGGUCAACAAGCUGCAGAAGGCCAAGGCCGCGCUGGCCGCCAAGAAGGAGAGGGCCGAGCUGCAGGCGCGGAUGGUGGGGGGCAUCGAGCGGCUGCCGGACGGCCGCAUCGAUUACACAGGAGACUUCUUUGCCAGGCCCUCUUACCUUACCGUGUCCGGGCAGAUGAAUGCGGAGUACUAUGCGUGCGCGCUGUCCAACGUGUACACGUUCGGGCCCACCUUCAGGCGCGCCCUUUUUUUCCUCCUUUUUUGCUUUUGCAACAGCCACACUGCGCGCCACCUGGCGGAGUUCUGGAUGAUUGAGCCGGAAAUGGCCUUCGCUGACCUGGAGGAUGACAUGCGUUGCGCUGAGGACUACGUGCAGCACUGCUGCCGCCACCUGCUCGCCACCUGCAUGCCGGACCUGGAGUUCAUAAACAAGCAGGUGGACUCGGGGGCGAUUGCGCGGCUGCAGCAGAUUGCGCACACGCCCUUUGAGCGCGUGACAUACACGCGCGCCAUCGAGAUCCUGGAGGAAGUCGUCAAGUCCAAGAAAAAGAAGUUUGAGUUCCCGGUGGAGUGGGGCAUAGAUCUGGCGAGCGAGCACGAGCGCUACCUGACGGAGGAGGUAUUCAAGAAGCCGGUGAUUGUGUACAACUACCCCAGCGCCAUCAAGGCAUUCUACAUGCGCCAGAACGACGACGGCAAGACAGUGGCCGCCAUGGACGUGCUGGUUCCCAAAGUGGGGGAGCUCAUCGGGGGGUCCCAGAGGGAGGACCGCCUGGAGGUGUUGGAGGCACGGCUGAAGGAGGCAGGCAUGCCGCUGGAGCCGUACAGCGGGUAUCUGGACCUGCGCCGUUACGGGAGCGUGCCCCACUCCGGAUUUGGCCUGGGCUUUGAGCGCCUGAUCCUGCUCGCGACCGGCAUGGACAAUAUCCGCGAAGUCAUCCCCUUCCCCCGCUGGCCCGGCCACGCCGAGUACUGA
This is a messenger RNA of Coccomyxa subellipsoidea C-169, 1617 nucleotides long. Its product is annotated as asparaginyl-tRNA synthetase. NCBI's taxonomy places the organism in Eukaryota, Viridiplantae, Chlorophyta, Trebouxiophyceae, Coccomyxaceae. The transcript has 10 exons. Gene Ontology annotation, molecular function: ATP binding; asparagine-tRNA ligase activity. Gene Ontology annotation, biological process: asparaginyl-tRNA aminoacylation. The annotation marks the transcript as partial. Gene Ontology annotation, cellular component: mitochondrion. The record is from RefSeq and is a predicted model, not a curated record.